Messenger RNA from Molossus molossus (Pallas's mastiff bat), 3161 nucleotides. RefSeq names its product R3H domain-containing protein 2-like. Gene Ontology annotation, molecular function: nucleic acid binding. The record is from RefSeq and is a predicted model, not a curated record. Lineage: Eukaryota; Metazoa; Chordata; Mammalia; Chiroptera; Molossidae.
GUUUCUUAUGUGAUGCCAUUCCAGCACUGGACUCAUGGAGGCUGAACAUUUAUUCAGGAGUCCAUAGAGGCUACUGUAGUCUACUGACGAAAAUGUCUAACAGUAACACUACUCAAGAGACCCUGGAAAUAAUGAAAGAAUCUGAAAAGAAGCUGGUAGAAGAAUCUGUAAACAAAAACAAGUUUAUAUCUAAGACUCAGAAAGAAGAAAUUGAGAAAGAGAGUGAAGAUAGUGGUUUGCGUCAGGAGACACAGAGGCGAACAUCCAACCAUGGUCAUGCCAGGAAAAGAGCCAAGUCUAAUUCCAAGCUCAAGUUGGUUCGCAGCCUGGCAGUGUGUGAGGAGUCCUCUGCCCCAUUUGCUGAUGGGCCACUAGAAACCAAGGAUAUAAUUCAAUUGCACAUCAGCUGCCCCUCUGACAAAGAGGAAGAAAAGUCCACAAAGGAUGUCUCUGAAAAGGAAGAUAAGGACAAAAACAAAGAAAAGGUCCCAAGGAAGAUGCUGUCUAGAGACUCCAGCCAAGAAUACAUGGACUCCACUGGAAUUGACCUACAUGAAUUUCUUGUAAAUACACUGAAAAAGCCCUGGCCAAACCCAAGGGACAGAAUGAUGCUGCUAAAAUUAGGACAGGAGAUUCUGGAAUUUAUUAAUGACAACAACAACCAAUUCAAGAAGUUCCCUCAGAUGACCUCAUAUCACCGGAUGCUAUUACACCGGGUAGCUGCCUAUUUUGGGAUGGACCACAAUGUUGAUCAAACUGGAAAAGCUGUCAUCAUCAACAAAACCAGUAACACAAGAAUUUCUGAACAGAGGUUCUCAGAACAUAUAAAGGAUGAAAAGAAUACGGAAUUUCAACAGAGAUUCAUUCUCAAGAGAGAUGAUGCCAGUAUGGACCGAGAUGAUAACCAGAUCAGAGUUCCAUUGCAGAAUGGAAGGAGGAGCAAGUCAAUAGAAGAGAGAGAGAAGGAAUAUCAAAGGGUCCAAGAGAGAAUAUUUGCCCGAGAGACUGGCCAGAACGGAUAUCUAAAUUACAUCAGAGGGAACUGUGAGGGGCUAAGCUGCACCUCAAGCAGUUACCAGAGCAGCACAGAGAGUGAACUCAAAUUUUUGGAACCACGGCCUUGGAGCAGCACGAACUCUGACGGCUCUGUUCGGAGCAUGUAGCCCCCUGUCACCAAAACCAGCAGUUUCAGCAGAAUCUCUAUCCUCAGGGGUGACAGCAUCGGGUACAGUAAAGGUGGCAGUGCAGGAAGGAUCUCCAGGCCAGGUAUGGCACUAGGUGCCCCAGAAGUGUGCAACCAGGUCACCUCAUCCCAGUCUGUCCGGGGCCUUCUCCCUUGUACUGCCCAGCAGCAGCAACAGCAGCAGCAGCAGCAGCAGCAGCUUCCUGCUCUUCCACCCACACCUCAACAGCCACCCUUGAAUAAUCACAUGAUCUCACAGGCAGAUGACCUCAGCAACCCCUUUGGACAGAUGAGCCUUAGCCGCCAAGGUUCUACUGAAGCAGCUGAUCCAUCCACAGCUCUGUUCCAGCCCCCUCUUAUCUCCCAGCACCCUCAACAGACUAGCUUCAUCAUGGCUUCCACGGGACAGCCCCUCCCCACUUCCAACUAUUCCACCUCUAGCCAUGCACCACCUACUCAGCAAAUCUCACCACCCCAGGGCUACAUGCAGCCCCCUCAACAGAUCCAGGUUUCUUACUAUCCCCCUGGACAGUAUCCUAACUCCAACCAGCAAUAUCGACCUGUCUCUCACCCGGUGGCCUACAGUCCCCAACGUGGUGAUCAGUUGCCUCAACCAUCCCAGCAGUCUGGUUUACAGCCCAUGAUGCCUAACCAGCAGCAGGCAGCUUACCAAGGCAUGAUUGGGGUCCAGCAGCCACAGAACCAGGGCUUGCUCAGCAACCAGAGUGGCAUGGGUGGCCAGAUGCAAGGCCUGGUGGUUCAGUACACUCCACUGCCUUCUUACCAAGUCCCAGUGGGUAAUGACUCACAAAAUGUGGUCCAGCCACCUUUCCAGCAACCCAUGCUGGUCCCUGUGAGCCAAUCUGUGCAAGGGGGCCUCCCAACAGGGGGUGUGCCAGUGUACUACAGUAUGAUCCCUCCGGCUCAGCAGAACGGUACAAGCCCUUCUGUGGGGUUUCUACAACCUCCUGGCUCUGAGCAGUACCAGAUGUCUCAGUCUCCCUCUCCUUGCAGUCCACAACAGAUGCCACAGCAGUACUCAGGAGUGUCACCUUCUGGACCAGGUGUGGUGGUCAUGCAGCUGAAUGUCCCUAAUGGACCCCAGGCUCCCCAGAACCCAUCCAUGGUCCAGUGGAGUCACUGUAAAUAUUACAGCAUCGAACAGCAGGGUCAGAAACCUGGAGACCUGUACAAUCCUGACAGUAGCCCCCAGGCCAACACAUAAAUGAGUAGCAGCCCUGUCACAUCUCCUACCCAGUCUCCAGCACCCUCUCCUGUCACCAGCCUCAGCAGUGUCUGCACAGGACUCAGUCCCCUUCCCAUCCUCACACAGUUCCUCCGGCCUGGGGGUCCAGCACAGGGUGAUGGGCGCUACUCCCUCUUGGGCCAGCCAUUACAGUACAAUCUGUCCAUUUGCCCUCCUUUGCUCCAUGGCCAGUCGACUUACGCAGUGCACCGGGGACAGAAUGGACUGAAGCAUGGAAACCGGAGCAAGAGACAAGCACUCAAAUCUGCUUCCACUGACCUGGGCACGACAGAUGUUGUCCUGGGGCAGGUGCAGGAGGUGACAGAUCUCCCUGAGGGCAUCACUCGUACCGAGGUGGACAAACUCUUCACCCAGCUCGCCAUGUCUGGUGCCAAGAUCCAGUGGCUCAAGGAUGCUCAGGGGCUGCCUGGCGGGGGUGGGUGGGACAAUAGUGGGACUACUGAGAACGGUCGCUAUGCAGACCUCACUGCAUUGUACACCAUUGUGACUGUGUUCCCCAGCCCCCUGGCUGCCCAAAAUGCCUCCCUUCGCCUCAACAACUCCGUGAGUCACUUCAAACUUCGAGUGGACAAAAAGAACUAUGACCUAAGGAUCUUCGAGUGAGCCAGCUCCCAACAAACAGAGGAGGGAAAGGGACUUGCACAGCAGGUCCAGGAGCUGCUGCAGUUCUGGAACAAUGGGGGAAUUAAUGCCAUCCCAAGCCCUGUGUAG